AUGAGAAAAGAAGACUCUGAAGAAUAUGUGCAAAAAGCCUAUCAAUUUAUCAAGGGGCAUCCUUUAUGGUACAACUUGUUUUUUGCAUCUGUUUCGGAAUCUAGCGGUCCUAUUGAUGAAAAGAAUUUCGUUGAGGCAAUUAUAGAUUUACUCGAUACAGCGAGCUAUAACUUCAAGGAAAUAUCUAUUGACUUUAAUAAUAUUGUAAAAGAUGACCAUGAUGUGCUGCAAGCAAUGUACUGACUUAUCAAAAGCAAUGGCUCUAUACCUAUUUCCAGUCUUACAAAAUAUCUUCCAGGUGAGAUUCUUUCAGGAAAUGUAUUCAAGGUCGUCUAUAAAAAACGCUUUGUUGAUUUUCAAUCAAAUAUUCAUCGCAUAUAUGCUUCAAUCAAUUUUGGACUCUUCGAAUAUCCGGGGCUUGAGACGAAAUCGUUUGAGAAGUUUUGCGAAGACUUUAAUCUGAAGUUUAAAGAAUUAGAUGAAUUAAGACCUACUCAGACAUCAUCAGGUCAAAAGUUGGAAAAAGAUGGUCUAAACGAUGAAGCAAAGAAGACUACUCGGAUAUCACCGGGCUUAAAGUUGGAAAAAGAUGGUCUGGGAGAUGAAGCAAAGAAGACUGAUUUAUAG
This is a messenger RNA of Blepharisma stoltei, 627 nucleotides long. Lineage: Eukaryota; Ciliophora; Heterotrichea; Heterotrichida; Blepharismidae. The record is from the annotation of a GenBank genome assembly.